Messenger RNA from Symbiodinium sp. CCMP2456, 741 nucleotides. Lineage: Eukaryota; Dinophyceae; Suessiales; Symbiodiniaceae. The record is from the annotation of a GenBank genome assembly.
AUGGCCACCGCAGACUUCGGAGCGUGCGAUGAGACUUAUAAUAGGUGCCCCGAGGCGCGACAACGGAGCGUGGAGCGCCUCAUCGCCGAGUCCGUCCAGGCUUCCAUGACUGCCGAGAACCGCGCGCUGAAGCGAAGGGUGCGACAGCGGCUGCACAAGCGACUUGGAGCCAUGCUGCCUGCCGAGGAGUUCGAGGAGGCCGUUCUUCGUUUCAAGCUGCUGGAGGUCGAGCACUCCAACAAAGGCUCCCCUGAGGCGACCCAGAGCAAUGCGCCCCAGGAGAUUUGUCCGGAGAACAUCCAGUUUACCCCCGUUCCCAUGGCCGGCUACAUGAACCCGUGGGCGAUGGACACGAGCUAUGUGAUUGCUCCCUGGGUGCAGUCCAUUCCGGGAGCGAUUCCAGGACCCGUGUGGAACGUCUGGGACACGGCCGAGUACGAAUACGAGAUCUGCCAGCCAGAAGUCACAAACAGCAAGCCCCGCCGGAAGAAGUUUCCAAAGGAGCAAGUGGAGAGUGGUAGCACCUCCACACGAGAAGCGGCCGAGGACAGCAGUGCAUCCGCUUCAGCAGAGGACAGCCCACCCUCGUCGGCCGAGGCCGUUUCCACCUCCAACUUGGAGUUGGACGACGAGUGCGAUGAACUUCCUUGCUUCGACCGCGAGAGGCUUCCGGUGGUUCGGACCUUCCUCCACUUUGACACGCGCCCGCCCUGCCAGCACCGCCGGUCGAAAUCGAUCUAA